Messenger RNA from Mus musculus (house mouse), 1459 nucleotides. RefSeq names its product small integral membrane protein 45 (gene Smim45). Gene Ontology annotation, biological process: neuron maturation. The transcript has 2 exons. NCBI's taxonomy places the organism in Eukaryota, Metazoa, Chordata, Mammalia, Rodentia, Muridae. The record is from RefSeq and is marked validated. Gene Ontology annotation, cellular component: nucleus; cytoplasm. The coding region runs from base 292 to 498 and encodes 68 amino acids.
ACACUUUGAGUCUAAUGCACGGUGUCUCAAGAGGUUCCCUGAAGAUCAGACAUUAUGUAGGUACUGUGAAGAUAGAAAUAGAGUAGGUGAGGGAGUGAUGGAUGGAGAGAAGCUGCUUUGAGCCAAGGGAGGCUUCUCUGGGAAGAUACUGGGACCCAUUUCUGCCUCUCCGAGGGAGGAACCAAUGGACGAUAAAAGCUUCACAGAGAGACUUGAGAUGCAGAGACACACCCUCCCUCCCCGCAGUGAUGGAUGACAGAUGCAGAGAGCCCCGGUGCCAAAGCCUGCGCGAUGCCGCACUUUCUGGACUGGUUUGUGCCUGUCUACCUGGUCAUCUCCGUCCUCAUCCUGGUGGGCUUUGGAGCCUGCAUCUACUACUUCGAGCCUGGCCUGCAGGAGGCGCACAAGUGGCGCAUGCAGCGCCCCCUGGUGGACCGUGAUCUCCGCAAGACGCUGAUGAUGCGGGACAACCUGGCUUUCGGAGGCCCAGAAGUCUGAGACUGCCUGGGUACCUGAGACGCUCCAAGCUGACAGAGGGACGACUCCUUUGAUCUUUCCACCCACCCAUCUGCAGCCCAGUAGAGGUCCUCGUUGUUCAGGGGAGCCCCUUUCUGUAGAAACCAGGCACUUGAAUCUUAUUUGCUGCUGUGGGAUCAAAAUCUCAGAGUUGAGCCCAUUCACCCUAUGCCUUCCCUUCCUAGCUCUGGGGACAUCCUCCACUAGCCCUCCACUAGCCCUCAGUGCCUUUGUGCUGUCCUUCCCUCUACCACUCUACCUGGAGUCAGGUCUGACUGUCCCACUGAAUUCUGAGUUGCUUUCUGUUCCCAUCUCUGUUGCACAGCUGAGCUGGACAGGCCUCAAAACUGUCCCAAGACAAGAAUCUAAUUCAGAAGGAUCCUGGCUUGGUAUAGAUCAGCCCCGCUCACCUCUGAGAGGUCAGGCUUAGAAUGAGUGACAGUGUAUGGUGGGGGUGUGCAGAAGGGUAAGACUUUGGGGAGGGUGUGCCUGUAUGUGUGCACACAUGUGAGGGGGGAGGGAGGGAAGGGGGGAGGAAGAGAGGGAGGGAAGGAGGGAUAGAAGGAGAAGAAGAGGAGGAGGAGGAGGAAGAGAAGGAGAAAGAGAAGAAGAGGAGGAGGAGGAGGAAGAGAAGGAGAAAGAGAAGAAGAGGAGAGGAGAGAGUGGGGCCCCAGGCAGAGCAGGCAGUGGUGGGGAUAAAGUGGGCCAGUGGGAGGACUGUCCACAGCAGGGUCCACCCUUACCGCUAGGCUGCCCACACUUCCUUUCUAUCCCAUGCUGCACUUCCAGGGUUGAGCUUAGCCCUGCCUGCCCACUCUGGAAGCUCCUCUUGUGUGGAGGUUUCAUUACUUGACUUUGCACACAAAUUGGCAGCCUCCCUCAGUCUGUCCUGCUGCGGCUUCACUUGUGCAACGCUAAUAAAGGUUCUAUGGCCACCUUUGCA